AUGGACUCUACAAAUACGAAUCAGGUUACGGUGCAGGGGGGGUCGGAUCCCCCAGUACGGGCUGUGGGAGAGUACGCGGGCUCUUCGCGGCAUCAAAGCUACCGUGAAACUUCUUCGCUCACCCAGGGCGAGGAGUGGAAUUUUGCUACUGGGCAGAGGGCAGAUGGCCUUAGAGAUGGGGUCUCUAACAGCCCAAUAGUUGAUCCUUUUGCACGACGACCCUCGAUUCCUAGAUCUCCUACGAGAUCGGUGGGGGGCACAAGGUCGGGCUCGAGAGACGAAGGGGAGAUUAAGAGGAAGAGAGAUUUAAAUGAAAGCUUUGUUGAUGACAGGAGAGAUAAAAAAAGAAAGGACGGUUCUGAAGCGGCGCAAGCAUUGGCAAUGUUAAAAGCCCUAUCAGAACUCGUAAAUAAAUUACCAAACUAUAUCGAACAAAAUACGAAAAAAGAAAUAAAAGAUCUAAACUCUAAAAUCACGAGACAAUUAAAAAUAUUGAGUCGAAGCAGCAUUAUGACAUGGCUUGAAGAGCAAAAUGCUACGGCUAACAAGGAAUGGGAAAGCGAUCUGGGAAAACCAGUCUCUGGAGAAAUGGGGCAAACUGAAUUGAUGCUCGAUGGACCUAACACGGAUAAGGUAAUAACAAAGGAUAAGAAACAAAUGGUGGACUGCAGCACGCAGACGGUUGAUGAGGGUAAUUUUCAUAGCUUGAGCUCGGGACUCACCUAUAAACAAUUGGAGGAAAUUAAAAAUAGAGUAUGGGAUUCUUCGGUUUUUACUAAUACGGAGAUCAAAGAGGGAAAUCCUUUGAACACAAAGGAUACUUGUCCGAAAAUUUUACUUUUAGGACCGGAUGAAACUGGAUUAGAUAAGGGAUUACAUAAAGCGUUUGUACAAUACUUUCCUGAUCUGCAGGACAUAGUUGAAGACGUUGGUGUGUUAGAGUCGACUUGCGUGGUUAAAUCGUCAGGAGUCAGAAAGAAAAGAAAAAUAUUAAAAGUUAGAUUGACAGGUACACAGGAGGACUUAUUUGAAAAGAUGAGAGCCAUCAAAAAGGAAACGACAGGAGAUGAAUUUAUUGCAAUGCACGAGACAAACUUCUGUAAAGUGGAAGAACUGAGGAAAAUAAUAGAGACCGUAUUCCACGGAUCUAACUCGAUAGUAGUUUUAUAUGUUAAAAACACGAAAACCCUGGGGGAACCCAACAAAAGAGAGAAGAAAAGUUUUGCCUUCAUAGUACAGAAAGAAAACCAGGAUUAUAAAGAAAUCCUAAAGGAAGUCAAAGAUACUCUAAUAAAAAAAAAUGCAGAAAACGAUAUUGAAAGCUUCAGAAGCACAAAAGACGGUGCCUUAUUAAUAACGACCAAGAAAGAUCCUACAAUCGCAGAGAAAAUAUGCGGAGCAUUGAACGGGCUGAAUAAGCUAGGAAAUAGUACAAAGUUUAAGCAACUAGGAAUAGAAACUAACAAGGAAUCUUUCUUCAUUAGAGGAAUAGAUGCAGACACGGACAAGAAUCAGAUCAUGAGAGACCUGGAAAAAGUAUUCGUCGGACUAACACAAGAAAACACUUCUCUUGGUGAACUCAGACCAUUGUCGAACGAUACACAGACGAUCACAUUAACGUGCUCAGACGAAAAAAUAAUUAAAGAGUUAUCCGCAAGGACAAGGAUAAAAAUCGGCUGGGUGUACUGUCGCUUGGAACCGAGAC
Messenger RNA from Dendroctonus ponderosae (mountain pine beetle), 1705 nucleotides. RefSeq lists its product as uncharacterized. Lineage: Eukaryota; Metazoa; Arthropoda; Insecta; Coleoptera; Curculionidae. The record is from RefSeq and is a predicted model, not a curated record.